Molecule: messenger RNA, 2932 nt
Organism: Oncorhynchus keta (chum salmon)
Lineage: Eukaryota; Metazoa; Chordata; Actinopteri; Salmoniformes; Salmonidae
Product: neuronal vesicle trafficking-associated protein 2-like
Exons: 5
Coding region: 307-855 (182 amino acids)
Biological process (GO): endosomal transport; G protein-coupled dopamine receptor signaling pathway; clathrin coat assembly
Cellular component (GO): membrane; endosome
Molecular function (GO): clathrin light chain binding
Source: RefSeq, a predicted model, not a curated record
GCCAAAACAAAUGUGGGAUUUCAUUCAAAAAUCCACCUAGUGGUGCCGUUUGCAAGUAUAAAGUGAGGAGGCAGUGUUUGGGUUUGGGGGCUGGGCUGCCUAUGUAAUCUGCUAGUCUCUGCCUACUUUCUCGCAUCAGCACCACCAAGCUUUGAUUGCGUUUUAGCCCGGUCUGCCUGCAUCUGCGUUCCUUGCCUCGCGUCUUAGAUACUAGCCUACAAAACAGCAGACGAAGAAACGAAAAAGGAUUUAUAGAAGUGUGUUCAUCCAUCUGCUUGAGAAGUGUACUAUUUUCUAUUAGUAAAGAUGGUUAAACUGGGGAGCAAUCUAGAAGACAAAGGCGCUAAACCGGUCAGUGUGGAGGAUGGCUUCCAAAACGUGCCGCUCAUCACCCCUCUGGACGUCGGUAACCUCCAGUAUGGAGCCCCAGACAAGGUGGUGGUGAAGACACGGACUGAGUACCAGACGGACCAGAAGAAAUCCAAGAUGAAGGUGCCCAAGGUGGAGGAGUUUACCAUCAGCUUCACUGAUGGAGUGUCAGAGAGACUCAAGGUCACGAUUCUGAUAGUCCUGGCCUUGGCCUUUUUGGCCUGCAUAGUUUUCCUGGUGGUGUACAAGGCCUUCACGUACGAACACAGCUGCCCAGACGGAUUCAUAUACAAGCAUAAGCGAUGCAUCCCUGCCUCUCUGGAGGCCUACUACACAGCUCAGGAUGCCAACUCCCGAGGGCGCUUCUAUACGGUGAUCAGCCACUACAGCAUGGCCAAGCAGACCACCUCCCGCUCCGUCUCUCCCUGGCUCCCUGCAGGCGCUGCCCCGCACGACGCCAAGCCGCCCAACACAGACGGGCACUGAGUAUGCCUGCCCAACCCUCCCACCAACCCCACCUCUUCUGCCCGUCUCCAUGACAAGCUUUUAACAGGGAGUGUCUGUCGUUCUCCAGUGUCUCGCUAGGCUCAGAGUACUGUCACGCCCACCUGCCCGCCCCAGCCCAUCAACCCAGCACCACAAUCUCUGCCUCUCCUCCCUUCUGUCUGUUUUCUUUCUUUAUUUAUUCAUUAUUUAUCAUCACUAAUUAUUUUUUUUACUUGUUAUUGGUAUUUUGUAUUUGAUAUCAAACAACUGUUUGUACAAAGUCUCGAGUCAAAGUUGAAAUCCAUUCAGAGUAUAUGCUUUUCUGAGCUGCUACUAACUGAGUGAGUCAAAAGUCAUUUUUCAGAUGUGUCCAUUUGAUGUGUCCAUUUGAUGUGUCCAUCUGCUGUGUCCAUCUGAUGUGUCCAUCUGCUGUGUCCAUCUGCUGUGUCCAUCUGCUGUGUCCAUCUGCUGUGUACAUCUGAUGUGUCCAUCUGCUGUGUCCAUUUGAUGUGUCCAUCUGAUGUGUCCAUCUGAUGUGUCCAUCUGAUGUGUCCAUCUGCUGUGUCCAUUUGAUGUGUCCAUCUGCUGUGUCCAUCUGCUGUGUCCAUCUGAUGUGUCCAUCUGCUGUGUCCAUCUGAUGUGUCCAUCUGCUGUGUCCAUUUGAUGUGUCCAUCUGAUGUGUCCAUCUGAUGUGUCCAUCUGCUGUGUCCAUCUGAUGUGUCCAUCUGAUGUGUCCAUCUGAUGUGUCCAUCUGUUGUGUCCAUUUGAUGUGUCCAUCUGAUGUGUCCAUCUGCUGUGUCCAUUUGAUGUGUCCAUUUGAUGUGUCCAUCUGAUGUGUCCAUUUGAUGUGUCCAUCUGAUGUGUCCAUCUGCUGUGUCCAUCUGAUGUGUCCAUUUGAUGUGUCCAUCUGAUGUGUCCAUUUGAUGUGUCCAUUUGAUGUGUCCAUCUGCUGUGUCCAUUUGAUGUGUCCAUUUGAUGUGUCCAUCUGAUGUGUCCAUUUGAUGUGUCCAUCUGCUGUGUCCAUCUGAUGUGUCCAUUUGAUGUGUCCAUCUGAUGUGUCCAUCUGAUGUGUCCAUUUGAUGUGUCCAUUUGAUGUGUCCAUCUGAUGUGUCCAUCUGCUGUGUCCAUCUGAUGUGUCCAUUUGAUGUGUCCAUUUGAUGUGUCCAUUUGAUGUGUCCAUCUGAUGUGUCCAUCUGCUGUGUCCAUCUGAUGUGUCCAUCUGCUGUGUCCAUCUGAUGUGUCCAUCUGCUGUGUCCAUCUGAUGUGUCCAUUUGAUGUGUCCAUCAGAUGUGUCCAUCUGAUGUGUCCAUCCGCUCGUUCCCCUGUAGUGUCAUGACUCUGUGUAAUCAAAGUCAUGUUAUGAUAAACUCUGAUUCAAGUCCAGGCAUAUCCAUUGCAUUUUGGUUCAUACUCAUACUGUAAUACAUUCUUAUAGAAAGGGUUUUCCCAAAUUAGUACCUAUUUGUACGUCUAUGGAAGUUAAACUUCAACACCAAUAUACAGUAGAUGUCCUCAAUUAUCUGAGCAAAGCUAGCUAAGUAUUCUCUAUCAUGACGGUUUGAUAUCGGAACACUCUUUAAUGUACUGUCCUGUAUGUCCUACUUCCCUUCUUGAGCCAAGCUCUAUAAAGCCCAGUGCAUUCAUGCUAGUUCAUGUGUGUGCAUGGUUGUAGCUAGGUUUCAUGACAGUUUAACUAUUUUUCGUGGGAAAAGAGCGACCUUUAUUGCCAGUUACAUUUCGCUUUAGCAGACAGUCCAGCCACUGUACACAACAUGAAUAUGUGGGUCUAUUGCUAAGGAUAAAUACACAAGACGUGGUGAUGAUGGGAAACAUUGUGUAUAUCGCUGUCUUUGCCAAAACUCUGGUUCCUGUAAUGUUUAGAACCAUUUGUAGAUGAGCUUCUCUGCAGAGUUUUGUUCUGUUACCAUUUUCUUUCUUUUUUUUUUAUCUUGUCAAAAAAAAAAACGCUUUUUGAACUAUUGUGAUGUUUGGUAGUUGAUAUGUAGCAAAGUCUGGAGUAGUUUCUCACUGUACAUCCCAUAGGUUUGAAAUGAAAAUAAAGCAAGUUGUGACCUGA